Molecule: messenger RNA, 1562 nt
Organism: Ipomoea nil (Japanese morning glory)
Lineage: Eukaryota; Viridiplantae; Streptophyta; Magnoliopsida; Solanales; Convolvulaceae
Product: thiamine pyrophosphokinase 1-like
Exons: 6
Coding region: 311-1084 (257 amino acids)
Biological process (GO): thiamine metabolic process; thiamine diphosphate biosynthetic process
Molecular function (GO): ATP binding; thiamine diphosphokinase activity; thiamine binding
Source: RefSeq, a predicted model, not a curated record
AUCUCUUUUCGUUAUCAUUUUCGCAGUAACAAAUAACAAUUCUGGGAACUGGGAAUUGACCACAUGCUGUGUUUGGGGAUAUUGUAGUGUGUAAUCAAUGGCGGACGGCCGGCGGUGUUCCAUAAAUUUAUCGCACUUUUAUCUUCCUCGUAAUUGUCUGGCCGACACGGUUUUGAUUGUUUGUCAAAAACUAUGAUAACUUUGUCGUCUGACCAACGACCCAACCGCCAUUUUAGUGUUGUGUUUCCACCUCCAUUAACCCAUUUUCUCCGGCGACUUGCGGCUUAACUGCUCCGGCAAAACCGUGCGAAUGGGGCUAAUGAUUCAUUCCUCCUCCUUCCUCCUCCCGACCGUUCCCGCCGCCGACAACCGCCCUGCUCCCACGUACGCGCUUGUCGUCCUCAACCAAAGCCUCCCUCGAUUCACUCAUUUGUUAUGGAAGCACGCACGGCUUCGUGUCUGCGCCGACGGGGGUGCAAAUAGAGUGUUCGAUGAAUUGCCGCAGUUGUUUCCUGAUGAAGAUGCCUCUGAUGUUCGUAAAAGGUACACACCUGAUGUCAUAAAAGGGGAUCUGGACUCGAUCCGAAGUGAAGUUCAAGAGUUUUAUACUGGCCUUGGAUCGAAGGUUGUUGAUGAAUCUCAUGAUCAGGACACCACUGAUAUGCAUAAAUGCAUUGCUUACAUUUGUGAUUUACCUGAACUGGAAACCCCGAAUUUAUGCAUUCUUGUUGUUGGAGCACUUGGUGGAAGGUUUGAUCAUGAGAUGGGAAACGUCAAUGCCCUCUGUCAUUUCACAACCACGCGAAUAAUUCUCCUGUCCGAUGAUUGCCUCAUCCAACUUCUUCCGAAAACCCAUCAUCACGAGAUCCAUAUUCACCCCUCUGUCGAAGGCCCACACUGCGGCCUCAUUCCCAUUGGAUCGCCUUCCGGGAGCACCACAACCACUGGGCUCGAGUGGAAUCUAGAUAAUACUGAAAUGAGGUUUGGAGGUUUAGUCAGCACAUCAAAUAUUGUCCAAGAAUCAGUGGUAACAGUGCAAUCUGACACUGAUCUUCUUUGGACUAUCUCUCUCAAAAAGGCAUGAGUUUUAGUAUAUAUACCACAGAAAUGGCAACAUCUUAUUAGUUUUUGCUGUAGAAAUUACCUUGGCUUGACUACUAGAGAUGCAACAUAUUUGUCACAGGUUUCUUGUCCUUUGACUAUCAAGAACAAACCCUAAGGACAAGAAACCUGUGACAAAUAUGUUGCAUCUCUAGUAGUCAAGCCAAGGUAAUUUCUACAGCAAAACUAAUAAGAUGUUGCCAUUUUUGUGGUAUAUAUUAGGGGUGAGCGUUUUGGGAUUCAAUUCGAUUUUUUCGGUUUCGGUAUUUCGAUAUUAAAAAUAAAAAUGAUAAAUCAUUCGGUAACAUUAUAGUUUGGUUCAGUUUCUUUUACUUUGAUUUGUAGUUUGGUUCGGUUUCUUUUACUUUGAUUUGUGGCAUACUAAAUACUACUGCAAAUCAGCGUAGUACAAGAAAGUACAAGAAAGAAAUUGUCUCCUGUAAUAAAUUAAUUGUUAUUAA